GUUUCAAAUCUUGAUUUCGUCUUUAUUUAAUCAGGGGAGUAUAAAAGUUUCUUAAACCUUAAUGUGAAUCAUACUCUCGUCUCGACCUUCGAGUACCUAACGGCCCUCCUACCCCCCACAACCAAAUGAACGUUUCAAUGUUCAACGGCACAAUCCACGCCCCCCAAAAGUAAGAAAAAGAAACCAAAGAAAGCGAGUACAAAAGAACAUUCGUCUAUUCUAAUGUAAUAAAACCAUCACUUUCAUUCAUCACACUUUCUUACACACAAACAACACCAAAUCAAAACACAAAGAAAUUCAAAUUCAAAAACCACUCCACUUUUUUCAAUUCCCAAAAUACCCUUUUACUCAAUUCACAGCUUGCUUCUACUUCUACUCAGCUGUUACGCGUCUCUCUCUUCACUAUUUCUUCCCUCUUUCUCUCUCUUCAAGCUCCAAACCCAUUCAUCAAUGGCGGCCAUUACUUCACCCCUUCUUCUUCUCCUUAUUUUCUCUCUUCUCUCUCUCUCUUCCGCCCAACCACCCGCCGCACCACCCCCAUCUUCCGAUACUUGCAACGGUAUAUACCUAACAUACACCUACAACUCCGGCAAAAAACUCCACCCCAUCUUCAAAACCCCUUCAAAACAACCUUUUAGCUUCAAAUCAACUCUCACAAUCAUUAAUAACGACGAAGUUGAACUCAAAUCUUGGAGGGUUUUUGUCGGAUUUCAACAUAAAGAGGUCUUGGUCUCUGCUUCGAAUGCUGUCGCCGCCGCCGGCGCGACUUUUCCGGAGGUUGUCGGAGAUGAGGGGGCAAUUUUUGGUGGGUACCCACAAGCGGAUCUUAAAACUGGGAUUCAAACUGCUGGUGAUUCUGAACAAACGACUGUUAAAGUUGAAUUUCAGGGGACUCAAUUUGGGGUUGCUCCUCCUAAUGUUCCUUUGCCUACUAAUAUUUCUCUUGUUAAUGAUGGUUAUAAAUGCCCUAAACCUACUAAGGCUGGAAAUGUCACCUUGAACACUUGUUGCACCCGAGAUCCAGAUUACAAACCGAAAAUGACCGUAAAAGACGAGUUUUUGCCUAGGCAAAAUGGUGAUCUGACAAUCAUGUAUGAUGUGACAAAGUCUUAUGAAGGGAGCUACUGGGCUCAAGUUACUAUGACUAACCAUAAUCAACUAGGCCGUCUGGAUUAUUGGAAGUUAAGCUGGAAUUGGAUGAAUGAUGAAUUUAUUAAAGACAUGAAAGGUGCUUAUCCUGAUGUUGUUGAUGCGAAUGAUUGUAUGAAUGGCCCCCAAUCUGUGCAAUACCAAGGCCUUGAUUGGUCCACUGUGCUGAACUGUUAUAGAAGGCCAACAAUUGUUGAUCUUCCUCCACAAUACGCCAAUGACACCACCCUUGGAAAGAUACCAAAUUGUUGUCGUAAUGGUACAAUUUUGCCACCAGGGAUGGAUGAAAGCAAAUCUGUCUCUUCAUUCCUGAUCCAGGUUAAUAAAAUGCCUCCACAGAUGAACCAAUCUACUGUAGAGCCGCCUCAGAACUGGCAGAUUAAAGGCAUUCUCAACCCAACUUACACAUGUGGGCCACCUGUGCGAGUCAGCCCAAGUGAGUUCCCAAGCGCAAAUGGUCUACCAAUAAAUACGACUGUUUUUGCCAGUUGGCAAGUUGUUUGCAAUAUCACCAAGCCUAAGAACACCCCUCCUAAAUGCUGUGUCUCAUUCUCAUCGUACUUCAAUGACUCUAUUGUCCCUUGCAAAACGUGUGCUUGUGGCUGUCCCAAAAACACUGGCAAGACCUGUAGCACAACUGCUCCGGCUAUGUUUCUUCCUCCUGAGGCUCAGCUAAUCCCAUUUGAUAACCGUACUAAGCUAUCCGUUGCUUGGGCUCAAUUAAACCACCGCCCCAUACCAAACCCACUUCCGUGCUCUGAUAAUUGUGGUGUUAGCAUCAACUGGCAUCUAUUCACAGAUUUCAACAAAGGAUGGAGUGCAAGAGUCACAAUUUUCAACUGGGAAGAAACAGUCUUUGCUGACUGGUUUGUUGCUGCUGAAAUGAAAAAUGCUGCUGCUGGUUUUCAAAAGGCUUAUUCAUUUAAUGGUACCGUUAUGGGUGAUGACAACACGACCAUUUUCAUGCAAGGUAUUGAGGGAUUGAACUAUCUUAUGGGAGAGACUAAUGGCACCAAAAUAUCAGAUCCGCGGGUUCCUGGUAAACAACAAUCAGUUCUUUCCUUUACCAAGAAACCUACUCCAGGAAUCAGAGUUGCAGAGCGAGAUGGUUUCCCUACCAAAUUUUACUUUAAUGGAGAAGAAUGCUCUCUUCCAAGCAUUCUUCCUAUCAACAGUGGGUAUCGGAAGGGUCCGUUGACAUUAAUUCCCGUUCUUGUUGCGAUUCUGGCUCUCAUCUUUACCCAGUAAUGACUGAAGAAUGGGGGAUUUGCUCAGAUUUUUGUAGCUGCUGCUGCUUAUUCUUUCAUUCUUUUGUGAUUAGGUCAACGUGUGCUGACUGUUGGCCUAUGUGACUGAACUGCAUCCACAGUUUAACUGCAGAAUGCUGAUAGUAGCAGGUUCGGUUGAAAGGAAUAUAUGUGCAAUGUUAUUGAUUGUUAGCUAAUUAGAUUACUGUAGUACAUAAAUAUAUUGAUAUACAAACAUGUGAAACAUAUUGCUGUAAUUCUAUAUUUUGGGUUUUUAAUUUAUCAUUUCUUGAUUUCUCA
This is a messenger RNA of Chenopodium quinoa (quinoa), 2696 nucleotides long. Its product is annotated as COBRA-like protein 7. Gene Ontology annotation, cellular component: membrane. The coding region runs from base 451 to 2397 and encodes 648 amino acids. Gene Ontology annotation, biological process: cellulose microfibril organization. The record is from RefSeq and is a predicted model, not a curated record. NCBI's taxonomy places the organism in Eukaryota, Viridiplantae, Streptophyta, Magnoliopsida, Caryophyllales, Amaranthaceae. The transcript is spliced from 2 exons.